AUGCGGGAAAUCCAGGAGGCUCAAAAAGAGCAACGGGCGGCGUUGGAAAUGCUGACGAAACAACUCUCUCAAGUUGCAGUAUCGUUGGGCAAGUUAAAGGGAAAUGAAGCCACUAUACAACCACCUGGUCAUGAGAAUAUUAGUGAAGUAUCCCUGCGGUCAGGGAAGGUCUACCAAGGCCCCAGCCAUCCUGCGAUAUCACCACCAACUGAUUCUGGACCAAGCCGUGAGGAAGAGGGAAAAUCCAGUAUAUGUGGUCAAGUGGAAGAAAGAGGCAAGGAAAAGGUGGGAGGAGAGGCCUUGGAAGGAGGUCAGAAGGAAGAAACUGAAAUGGUUAAGCCUUAUCCGUACCGUGGAAUGGUGACAAGAAAAAAAGAUGUCACAAUCGAUGUGGCAAGCAUGUUCAAGGACAUGGAUGUAAAGGUACCGCUCUUAACGGCGUUAAAAAUGCCCCCAAUCAGUAAGUUCAUUAAAGACUACCUGGCAGGAAAGGUCAAUGAGGAAGGGAGACUGAUUACAGAUGAGAACGUCUCUGCCAUAAUCCAGAGAAGUGACCUCCCCUCCAAGAAAACUGAUCCAGGAAUGUUCACACUCCCAAUUUCAAUCGGAGACAUUCAGGUAGAGCACGCCAUGUGCGACUUGGGGGCAUCUAUCAACGUUCUGCCAUACUCCAUCUAUUGGAAGCUGGGAGAGGCCAAGCUAGUCGACACGGAUAUAAUGAUAUAG
Salvia splendens (bonfire salvia) is the source of this 726-nucleotide messenger RNA. RefSeq lists its product as uncharacterized. Bases 1 to 726 code for a protein of 241 amino acids. Lineage: Eukaryota; Viridiplantae; Streptophyta; Magnoliopsida; Lamiales; Lamiaceae. The record is from RefSeq and is a predicted model, not a curated record. The transcript has a single exon.